UCAGUAUCCUCUCUGUUAUAUUCAGCAUAACUCACAUCUCCACUCAACAUGGCUUACAGCUGCUGCUCUGGAAACUACUCCUCCCGCUCCUUUAGGCGCUGCCUGCCCUCCUCAGGUUCCUCCUGUGGCUCUUCCUACCCCAGGAACCUGGUCUACACCACCACCAGCUGCUCUCCCAGCACCUGCCAGCUGAGCUCCUUUCUCAGCAGGGGCUGUCAGGAGACCUGCUUUGAGCCCACCAGCUGCCAGAGGUCCUGUGUGAUGUCCAGGCCCUGCCAGAUGCCCUGCUACUACCCCAGGAGCUGCACACCCUGCAGUCCCUGCCAGGAGACAUGUGCUGGGUCUCUGGGCUUUGGGUCCAGCAGCUGCCGUUCCGUGGGCUAUGGAUCUAGAAGGUGUUAUUCAGUUGGCUGUGGAUCCGCUGGCUUCAGAUCUCUGGGUUAUGGGUCCAGAUUCUACUACCCCGCACACUUGGCUUCUACAACAUUUCAGCCUUGUUAUAGAUCAAUCUGUGGUACUGGCUUCUAG
This is a messenger RNA of Meriones unguiculatus (Mongolian gerbil), 528 nucleotides long. Its product is annotated as keratin-associated protein 13-1-like. The transcript has a single exon. The record is from RefSeq and is a predicted model, not a curated record. NCBI's taxonomy places the organism in Eukaryota, Metazoa, Chordata, Mammalia, Rodentia, Muridae. The coding region runs from base 49 to 528 and encodes 159 amino acids.